Messenger RNA from Penicillium concentricum, 1032 nucleotides. RefSeq names its product SDR family NAD(P)-dependent oxidoreductase. Gene Ontology annotation, molecular function: oxidoreductase activity, acting on the CH-OH group of donors, NAD or NADP as acceptor. Lineage: Eukaryota; Fungi; Ascomycota; Eurotiomycetes; Eurotiales; Aspergillaceae. The transcript has 4 exons. The record is from RefSeq and is a predicted model, not a curated record. Bases 1 to 1032 code for a protein of 343 amino acids.
AUGGGCAGUUUGAGAGUACCUCUGAUUCGCUUGCGAGUGCCAAUUCUAUUCUUUCGAGACUCAUCAAGACCGAUCAAUUUACGCAAUGUAGGCUACGUCAACAGCCGAGUAUCAAGUCAUCUGAGAUAUACAAGGCGAUCAUACUCAUCUCAACCAAAUGAGAACAACCGCAUUACAUUCCAGCCCGGAAACCGACUUGCCGGCCGAAAAUGCAUGAUCACCGGUGGGACAUCUGGCAUCGGCUUUGCCAUUGCCGAGCGAUUUCUACAAGAAGGCGCAUCGACCAUAGUCCUCGUCGGCCGAUCUCAAACACGCCUAGAGGAAGCGGCCGCAAAGCUUGGGUCUCUCGCAAUCACACCACCAGAUCUUGGUGAAAGCGACGCUGAAAUUGCAACUCGAACCCCAGAAGAAGACAACCAGCAAAGCACGCAAGGGAAGAUUCGUCUACUUGUCGGAGAUGUCUCAGAUGCCGGGUCAUGGAUGCGUGAACUCGAAAAGGAAAUGGCAAAUGUAGACAUCCUAGUCAACGCAGCAGGCAUUUCGAUAUCAAAUAUCUUGCCAAGAUCCGAGCUGGAAGAUAUCUCCACCAUCCUACGUACUAACCUCGAAGGCGCAGUACUCACUUCGCGCGCAUUAAUGCGUGCCUCUAUACGGAGCCGGAUACGGAAUCGCACCCCCUCGAAAUGCAUUAUUAACGUCUCCUCUUUACUCGCACUCAAGGGCGGAACUGGCGCAGUUCCAUACGCAGCUUCCAAGGCGGGCCUUCUCGGUCUGACACGGUCAUUGGCUGCUGAAGCAUCGGCUUCGAUGAAAGAUAUUGUCAUUCGGUCGAAUGCUAUUGUACCGGGGUAUAUUGAUACACCCAUGGUUGCAGAUUUCACACCCGGGGAGACGAGCAGGCUGAAAGAUCUCAUUCCUCUUCAUCGAUUUGGAGAUCCACGAGAGAUUGCUGAUGCAGCUGUGUUCUUGGCACAUAAUGAAUAUGCCAACAAUUGUGUGCUCAAUCUCGACGGUGGAUUGAGUGCCAUUUGA